AUGAAACUAGUUAAAGAGUUUUCUAAGCUUAUGCAGGGUGAGUUUGAGAUAAGUCUAAUGGGGCAAUUAAAUUACUUUCUCAGACUUCAAAUCAAGCAACUCAAAGGAGGGACAUUUGUGUGUCAAGCUAAAUAUUGUCACGAGUUGGUUAAACGCUUCAGAAUGGUAGAUUCGAAGUCUAUUGACACUCCAAUGCCUACAAAUGGAAACUUGGAUAUUGACACUCCAAUGCCUACAAAUGGAAACUUGGAUAGAGAUGUAAAUGGUAAGGAUGCUAACGUUAAAAUGUAUAAAGGUAUGAUUAGAUCUCUUCAAUAUCUUACUGCAUCAAGGCCUGAUAUAAUGUUUAGUGUGUGCAUGUUUGCUCGGUAUCAAUCCGCUCCCAAGGAAUCACAUUUAAAAGCAGUAAAACGCAUCCUUAGAUAA
Molecule: messenger RNA, 426 nt
Organism: Lathyrus oleraceus (garden pea)
Lineage: Eukaryota; Viridiplantae; Streptophyta; Magnoliopsida; Fabales; Fabaceae
Exons: 1
Coding region: 1-426 (141 amino acids)
Source: RefSeq, a predicted model, not a curated record